Messenger RNA from Dentiscutata erythropus, 1182 nucleotides. Lineage: Eukaryota; Fungi; Glomeromycota; Glomeromycetes; Diversisporales; Gigasporaceae. The record is from the annotation of a GenBank genome assembly.
AUGGCCACUAAAACAGCUUCUCCAAAGACCCGAAAACCUAAAGUUAAUAACUUUGUAUUGGCCUUAGAGCAGUUCCUAGAAAAGCAUAAUCUGAUGGCCGAUUCUAUCCCAGAACAAUUAAACGAACAUGCUCCCAAACUCGAUAUAUUACUUCCUGAUUGGAUGGCUCGCAGGUGUGUUAAAGUCGCUCUUGCCAGAGAGGAAAGGGAAAAAUAUUGUGCUAAAAUCAGUAAUGCUAUGGACAUUUUUACCCAUCAUUUAGAUUUAGGCCCAAAAAAUGAUUAUGAAAAUGAAAUAGUCACCAGUGGUUCAUGCCAGUCGCAAUUUCGUGUAAAAUUAGCAGAAGGUGGGGUAAGUCCUAAAAUUAUUAAUACCUAUGCCAAAGAUCCAAAACUUAUUCAAGAGUCUAAUAAAAUUCAAAAAAAACAAACUAAAAAACGAAUGGCUAAUCCGGAUAGAAUUCCAAUACAUUUCUCAUCAGCAAGAGUGCUUAAAAGGAUUCAGAAUAUGGAUAUUUCUAAAAUUCCAUCUAAAGAAGAUCUCGCAGAUGUAAUUGUGAUGUUGAGUAUGAGACUUGCAGAAGUAAGAUCUCUUCAAAUUAUUCACUAUAAACUAGAUCAUUUGAAUGCUCCAGUAUGGUAUAAAGAAGGUUAUUCUUGGUACUGUACGGGCUAUUUAAAAAGUAGAGGAGAGAAGAAAAAAAAUCCUGAGCCCCGACUAUUUCUUUCCAUGGAGAAGAGCCCGGAAUGCGCCAGAGAAUUACUUACCUGGAUCCAAAAUGCAAUCAAGGCAAAAAAGUUGCGUGAUCCUGUCUUUACAGAAAAUGAAAUACAUAAUGCCUGGCUAUUUAACGAAUUCUUAAAACAAGAACCUUAUAGAACUAUACCUAAAAAAUUAAAAGAUUAUGGAAGUAAACACGCUUCCAGAAUUCAUGGUGGUAAGAAACCAACUCCCCAACAUCUUAAACUGCUUUUGAAAAUCGCAAUAAGACAAGAAUCAGAUCGCCUUGAUGCAGGUAAUAAUUACGCUAUAGGCAAUACAAAAUCAGAAGAGUCUGACUCCGAACCAGAGACAAGCGACAGUUCAAAACCUCAAAUACAGGCUUCUUCAUCAUCUCAAACAAUAGAAAUGGAUUCAAUGUUAGCUGAAAUUGAUACAAUGUUAGCUGAAAUUCAGAAUUAA